Messenger RNA from Metarhizium album ARSEF 1941, 798 nucleotides. RefSeq names its product glycosyltransferase family protein. Lineage: Eukaryota; Fungi; Ascomycota; Sordariomycetes; Hypocreales; Clavicipitaceae. Gene Ontology annotation, biological process: dolichol-linked oligosaccharide biosynthetic process. Gene Ontology annotation, cellular component: UDP-N-acetylglucosamine transferase complex. The coding region runs from base 1 to 798 and encodes 265 amino acids. The transcript is spliced from 2 exons. The record is from RefSeq and is a predicted model, not a curated record.
AUGGCCGCAAUAACCACGUACCUCCUUUCCACGCUCGCGGGCCUUGUCGUGAGCUGCGUCAUUUUCAUAACCACACGUCACAUUCAACUAUCCCAAGCACGCCGGUCUAGAAAAUGGCCCGAAUCACCAUCCCUUCACGCAGACAUCCAAUCAACCCAAAACGAGUACUACCUCUUUGUCCUCGGCUCAGGCGGCCACACCAAGGAGAUGCUCAUGAUGAUGGACGACGGCACCCGCGAUUUUGCCAAGUCGCACCGGCGCUAUCUCAUUUCCAGCGGGGAUAAAAUAUCUCUCCAUCACGUAGACGACUACGAGGCAGAGUUGAAAAGGACGUCUGAAAACCCAGGAACCCACGACACCUGCGUCGUGACGCGGGCCCGCAGGGUCUAUCAACCGUAUUGGUCUACGCCUUUCUCUGCCCUACGAAGCAUCCUCGACAUCUUCCCCGCCUUGCUGUCCCCGCCCAAGAACGAGGUUGGCAAGCAGCUAAAGUAUCCGGGAAUCGUCUAUUCGAAUGGUCCAGCGACAGGAUUCUUUGUCGCACUGGCGACGCAUUUGUUGAAGCUUUUCUGGGUGGUGCCGGACGACUGCUUGCUGUUCGUCUACGUGGAGAGCUGGGCGAGAAUCUCGACCCUGAGCCUGACCGGCAAAUUGCUCCAUUGUACUGGCUUGGCGGAUGCCUUCUACGUGCAGCACAGGGAGGUUGCGGAGCGUCAUGGCCUCGUCAAUGCUGGGGAGAUGGUGUUCAACUCGCAGAGGGGCAGGCUGACCCGGCUCGCCUCGGAUCAGGAGUCGUAA